Cotesia congregata is the source of this 207-nucleotide messenger RNA. NCBI's taxonomy places the organism in Eukaryota, Metazoa, Arthropoda, Insecta, Hymenoptera, Braconidae. The record is from the annotation of a GenBank genome assembly.
AUGUACACAAAUCCGUUCAAUCGCAAGCACAGCACAAUUCGGCAAGUUUUGGACCGUUUCUUCGACCCGAAGAAACCAAUCAGAAGAUCUGAGAGCGUGUCCAGCUCUGGAAGUGCCAGCUCCAAGAGCAGCUCCAGUUCUUUUGGCUCCAGUUCCUCCAAUUCAAGUUCUUCAAGCCGCAGAAUUUUCCAAUGGACCAAAAAAUGA